AUGUCCUACCACUACCAAGACAACGACCGCGACUACUUCGAGGCCGCCUAUCUGCCUCAAUUGCCGCUGCCAACCCACGGCUACGAGUUCUACGCCAGCGACUUGCAAGUCGCGGCUCCAGUCGCCCAGGCGUCUUCCGUUGUCCCCGCGUCGCAGCAACUCGUCGCUCCUACCGUCGCUUUGCCCACCGGCGAAACCAAUGUGUGAGUUUUUUUGGACCUAACAGGGGAAGUAAAAAUGGACACAGCUUGAGAAUUUCAUUAAACCUUUCUGAGAUUCCUGAUUAGAACAAACGAAGAAUUUUUUGACUUCUGCUUUUGGACCGUGUUAUGGCGCUUUAAAGUAGGCAUUUCACUGCCUGAAGUUACUUGAAACUGUAGAAAUCAUGUCGACGGCCGAAUAUGGAUCGCUUAAAAAAAAAGUCCAUUUUAUUUUCUGAUCAAAGCGCUUAAGAAAAAAGCAUCAGGAAGUUUCGAGAAAUUGUCAAGCUCCUUUUUUUGGGCUUUUCUUCUUAAAAAAAAUGACAUAAAACAAAAAAUAAGUGUUUUUAGAACAUUUAGGCUGAAAAGUUCAAAAAAUUUCGCGCGAAAAAAUAUUUCUCAUUUGAUCCAAAACUUCUUCAGAAGAUCGUUGAAGCAGAUUGGAAUAUCGAUUAAAAAAUUUUUUUGAUAUGGUCAAAUAUCCGGUUCAUUGGAAGAUUAAAGAGAUCCAAGUAGAGAGACUUACAAAAAAACGGUUCAGGUUUAAAAGGAGAAAGGUGACUGAACUUGGAAUAUUCAUGGAGUUCUAUGAUCCGUAGUUUAGCAAUCACUUUUCGAAAAAAUCUCGAGGAAAAUUCUGAUUUUCAUCACUUUGAUCCAGAUGUUCCGAACAUCCUUCUUCUAAAACUCAGACAAAAAAAAACAUAGAGACAGACGUUGAAAAAAAUUUUUUUCGGUUAUUCAGAAAAAUUAUUACUUGGAUUAAGCCGAAACAAGUUUUAUAACUUUAGGUUCAAUUUUAAUAUUUUUUUGUGGGGAGGUUUGAAUUUUCAUUAAAGAGAAUUAUUUUUUUGAAACUCAAGAGGACUCGAAAAAUUCACGCACGAAAUUUAAAGUUUCUGAUAGAGGUAAAGUAAAUAUAAUCAAUUUUAUGAAUUCUUUUCGAGGUCAGAAUCUACGAUUAUAACUAAAUCGAGUAGAAAAUGAAAGAAGCAACCGUCUAGAGAAGCGACAGAAACGGCGAAUGGCUGCAUGUAGGCAAGUGUGUAUGGGUUCAUCCGAAGCCUAACCGACCGAAUUAUUGAGGGGUACAGCUUCAUUAUUUAAUAUAUACACAUAAAUGUUUCUCUUGUAAACCUUACAAUCGCCUUGGUUGGGUUUCCGCGCGGCGAAGUCGUAGAUUUUCCCCCGGCUUAUCGCCAAAUUGUUUGGUUUCUGUGUGCGAAAAAUGUCUAGUUUCAUUGAUUUUUUUUUUUAGAUUUUCAUUUUAUUCAAUUUGAAUAAAAUUCAUUCCUAAUCAGAACAAACUAGUUUCCGGAUUUAAAUUCAACUUCAAUUUUUUUUUUUACCUUGAUUGUUUUUAAACUUACUUUUCGAGUUUUUGAUAGAUAUUCUCCCAAGACUCAAGUAAUGCCAAAUUUUAUUUAUUAGCCGUUUUAAAACUUUUAAAAGCUUCAUCAAAAACUUCAAAGAAAAGCCCUUUACUGAGAAAUUCAAAGAAAAAAUGGAAGAAUAAUUGCAGAGUUCCAUAUGGCUGGCGGCCUGACUGGGCGACCUCGAACCAUUGGAUUUCCCACGUUGGUACCAAUCCUCUGCCCACAGUCAAUCUUCCUGACACCUUCAAGUGCGAUAUUUUCCUACAAUACUUUGAAAAUAUAUCAAAAGCCAUGAACUUCGCAAAAAGAUUAACUUCUUCAGCACUUAUGCGUCGAUUCCUGAGCCUCAAACCUCCCAAGAAGUGAUAGUGAAACGACCGACAAAGUCGGCGAUCCGCGAAUCGAGCAAACCUUUUCGGUGUCAGGUGAAUCAGAAUAACUUCAUCGAAUGUGAAAUAUUGAAAAUGUAUUUUAAUCGGUAGGAAAGGAAAUAAUUGACGAAAAUUGGAAUCAAAAUGAAAACAGCGAAAAAGUAUUACGAACAAUGGGUUUAUAAAGGUCUUUUUGAUGAAAAAUAAAAUAUUUUAUAGCGGCAUUUAAAAUUUUGAAAAAAUUUUGAUAAUGAAUAAUAGCAUGAUUAUAUUUCACUAGCUUACGUUUCAUUAUUUUCUUCAUUCAAUUCGUUGCGUAAUGGGAUUGUUGGGGGCGUGGCCAGCCAAUCAGAGUUUUUCUUUUUGGAGAACGCAAAUUUUGCCCUCAAAAGCCACGUGAAAACAGCGAAAAAAUGUAGAUAAUGAUGAAUUUUAUUUUUUCAAUUUUUUUCGCAGGGUUUAAAAUAUUUAAUUUGCGGACGAAAUUUACUAAGAUCUCGAGAAGAAGAGCUAUAACUUCUGCUCCUUCAACCUCCUUGAUAUGUCAUUUUUUUCAACAUUCUUUCCAGUUUCCUAUAGAAUCUUAAAAUUUUUUUAUUUUUUUUCUGAAAUUUCUACAAACGAACGUAUGUCCAUAUGUACGGUAUGAAUUCCAGAUUUGCUGCAAAUCUUUCUCACAAGCCGCUAAUUUGACCGCACACAAAAGGAUACAUACAGGUAUUUCACUUUUUAUUUUAUGAAUUAGAAAAAAAUCAUUUAGGCAAUAAAAGUUUCUUUUUUUCGAAUUCAAUAUUUAAUCCGCACAAUGUCUUCUCAAAAAUUGAUUUCGAUGAGGAUUUUUAGGAGAGAAGCCCUUCACAUGUUCCGUCUGCCAUCGCCCGUUCUCCCAAAGCUCCUCCCUCGUUACUCACAAACGGUUUUCCCUUUUUCUCAUUUUUUUUUUCACAGUUGCUUGAAAGUCGAAAAAACAAAUAAACUGAGUUUCCGAAAAAAAUUUGUUUUAAUGUGAUAUCAUUUGAAAAUUGAAAGAAAUGAAAAAAAUCGUCACGUAAAAUUUUUAGCUUACUAGAAAAGUGUCUGAGCUUGAAUAUAUGUGGUUCAGGUUUUGGUAGGUAGGGAGGGUAUUCGAGAAUGAAAAAAUUUUCUUUUUUUUUUCGUUUUUCUUAAUAUUAGACCUUUCGCAUUAGACUCCCCCUACUUUUAUUUAUUUUCGAGAGUCUUGUCUGCAACUACUUACUGCAAAAGUUUGGGUCAGAUCUGCGAUUGACACCUAACAAACUUACCUUGUGAAAGUUGACGAAGAUUCAGAACGCACACUGGUGAGCGGCCUUACCCCUGUGGACACUGCGAAAAAGCCUUCACGGACAGUUCCACGUUGACCAAACACCUUCGAACUCACACAGGUAUUUGAACAAUCACAAAAAACUAAUGAGAAAAAAGUUCAUUUUCAGGACAAAAACCGUACUCAUGUCCCCUGUGUAUGAUGAGGUUCACACAGAGCGGCAAUCUCCAUCGGCACAUGAAAACUCAUAAAGCAACAUGA
This is a messenger RNA of Caenorhabditis auriculariae, 3490 nucleotides long. The record is from the annotation of a GenBank genome assembly. NCBI's taxonomy places the organism in Eukaryota, Metazoa, Nematoda, Chromadorea, Rhabditida, Rhabditidae.